Messenger RNA from Anopheles cruzii, 1030 nucleotides. RefSeq names its product apolipoprotein D-like. Lineage: Eukaryota; Metazoa; Arthropoda; Insecta; Diptera; Culicidae. The record is from RefSeq and is a predicted model, not a curated record. Bases 124 to 957 code for a protein of 277 amino acids. The transcript is spliced from 5 exons.
AGUGAAGUGAAGUGAAAUUCUGGUUUGAUAACACACCAAGCAGAGAUUUCCGAUCCGCUUGAUACUCUACCACCGGGGAACAACUCGGGUCUUCUGCAUCAGAUCUUGCGGCGCUAAACAACGAUGUCUUCCAAAGUGUCGUGUGCGUUGCUGGUAGCUACGGCUGCCAUCGUCAUCUUUUGCUUGUCCACCACGGUUCAAGCGCAUACGUAUAAAACGGGUGAUUGUCCUAGCGUCGAGCCGAUGAGUGACUUCCGAAUGAAGCAGUUCCUCGGCAUCUGGUACGUCAUCCAGAAGACGGGCACCGCUUCAUCGUGCGUAAUCUACAACAUCACCAAAAACGUGGACACGGCGGACGAGUACUUCAUCGAGCAGAUCUCCCAGAGGGCCCCGCUCUCGGUCAACCCCAUCAAGCACGAGUACUCGUACACCGGAAAGCUCUCCGUCACCGAUCGGGACGUACCGGCCCGAAUGACCGUCCGGUUUCCGCUCAGUGUGGCCGGGUCGGCAAAGUUUGUCGUAUUCAUGAGCGACUUCGACACGUACGCGGGAGUGUUUUCGUGCCAGAAGAUACCGUUCGGCCACCGGCAGAGUGCGACCCUGCUGUCUAGGACGCGCGAUUUGGAUAAAAUCUACGUCGACAAGAUCCGCAGCCGACUUGGUUCGUUCGCCGUCGAUCCGUUCGACCUGAGCAUCGUCAAUCAGACGGGCUGCCCGAAGGAGGGUGAAGCCGGAUGGAAUAUCCACAUCGAUCCGGACACCUUCUCGACGCGCAACAUUGCCAACGCGUUCCGGAAGGCGGGCGAAGCGAUCGGCGACGGCUUUGAGGCCGCAGUCAACGCCGGCAAAAAGCUAUACAACAGCUAUAGGGAGAGCGACGAAGUGGAAGUGGCCACCGUAGAGGAGACAACAAACCGUGCCGAACGACUCGUCCACCAGUCCGAGUGGUUGCCUUGAAGCUGUUUUAUGUAUGAGCAGAAGCGGAAAGGUCUGAAAAUAAAUACGCAAGCUCCUCCGUUUUUUUAUCGGA